This is a messenger RNA of Paecilomyces variotii, 1235 nucleotides long. RefSeq lists its product as hypothetical. The coding region runs from base 197 to 1048 and encodes 283 amino acids. The transcript is spliced from 2 exons. NCBI's taxonomy places the organism in Eukaryota, Fungi, Ascomycota, Eurotiomycetes, Eurotiales, Thermoascaceae. The record is from RefSeq and is a predicted model, not a curated record.
ACUUUAUCCAUCGCCAUGCCUGAUCGAACGCCUUUUUCCUUUAUCAACUUUACCCUUGUCAUUUCCGAGAGAGAUAUAUAUAUCUAUACGUGUGUUCAUAUUUUGCUUACCAAAACCCCAUUUCUCAUGAGACAAGUGUCCGUGGGAUUCAACGAGCGUCUGCAGCCUCCACAAUUUCGGCGACGAUCUUCACCCAAUGGCACCAGGAUACUUUGUUCAAGGUGCCAUUGGCACAGCAGCAGCAUGUCUGCUUUACAAGAUAUCUAGGAAUAUCCAAGCUGACUCGCCGGUCUGGAUCUGCCGUGAACACGUCCUUGAUCUCCUACUUGCAAGCUGUGGCCAUGAGCUCUAUUUUCCGAUUUGUCGAAUGCUAAAGAAGACCGCUUAUCUCUUUCUUAGUGAUAUUUCAGCAAAUACUGCGAGCCAACAUAUUACCAGUUUAGAAUGGGGCAAAGAAAUUCACAAGAGUCGGUACCGUUGCAGUUAUAACAGCAAAAUAGCUACAUUAUUGGCUUUUAUACUGGCCACUCAUCCUCUUGGCGCUACGUUUCUUCAUUGUAUAUGUAUAAUGGGCUUUCCGAUACAACUAAUAUCAGAGGCCGAGCUUUUGCCUUUGGAGGAUAGUGUUUGGAAGUUGCUUCGACUAAUUAUCGUUCCCCCCAAUGAUCUGGCAGAGCGUACGGACCAGCCUACAACUAGCCAAUCUACUGCUAUGGUAUCUACUGCCACGCAGACUAGCGAAGACAAGCCAUCCGAUCCACCCCUGGAGAAUCCCCUCUCGGGACUCAGUCAGCUCUUUCGACCUUAUGGGCUUGGACUUUCUCGAGUCAACCAGCCCGCAGUCAUGAUAUCAACCGGCACCCAGACAGGCGAGAAUAUACCUCCUGAACUACCCCUGGGGAACCCUAUCCCAAAUGAACCUUCAUACGCUAACCCCCACACGCCCGCCGUUAUGAGGGACUCAGAAGGUGCACCACUAUUCAUCAGCAAGCGAUUCCUAUUCCUACGUCCUGAUCUAAAGAGAUCCACAAAGUCACUAGCAAGCUAGAUGUACGGAGCUAUUACGGCGAUGCGCGUGAAUCUUCCAGGUAUAGUAUUGUCAAAGUGCCAUUAUUAGACCGCAAGAAUGAGAUUUUUGACGGUGCACCCAGCCGUGCGAAGGUCAUAAUACUAGCAAAUGCUUUUACCUAAUAGAGGAGAAGCUUGCCUUCCUUUAGACCCAGCGAAGGAAUAUG